Molecule: messenger RNA, 1291 nt
Organism: Guillardia theta CCMP2712
Lineage: Eukaryota; Cryptophyceae; Pyrenomonadales; Geminigeraceae
Exons: 2
Coding region: 75-1118 (347 amino acids)
Source: RefSeq, a predicted model, not a curated record
AUCUUUGACCAAACUUUUUCAGACUCGGAAGCAAAUCUCACGCAAAACUCAGAUUGACAGCAAGUGGAAGCGAGAUGCAGGCAGAGACAUCGGAAGUUGUUGUUGAACUUGAAGACCCUGUUGUUAACAUCAUCACCGAAACAUUGCACAGCUCGCUCACAAUCGGUGAUGAGAAUGUUGAAAACACGAACAGUAUGACGGAAAGUUCUCACGGCGAUGAAUACAACUUGCAAGUUCCCCCGAGAAACUCGAGCGACAUGUCGCAGAAUGUGGGCCACUCCCAUGGUGGGUUGAACGCAAACUCUCCUGUCACCACAGGAACCCCCGUCGUGGUGGGAAACCCAGUGAGCAUGGCGAUUGCAAUGAUGGACCAAAAUUGCUGCCAGCAGUGUUGCUCUUGUUCUUGUGUCCCCAACCUAGAUCUCAAGAGUCGGAAUCAAGCAAGAAUAUCGAGCAUCGUGCUAGCUGUCAUCGUGCUUGUUCAAUGCGUAGGCAGCGACGUGCUUGCAAGCAAGCUCGCCAUGCAGGGAUCAGCCUACCCUUCCUCCCCUCAGGGCUCGGCCAAUCACACGGAGCUUGUCUUGGACGCUCCUCUCCUCUAUGUCAACGGCUGCAUCUCAAGCGGCCACCCACCUAGCAGGGUCUACAUGGCAAUAGCCUUCUUGUUUGUGUCGGCUGCCAUCACUUUGGUAUUCACCGUGCGGUAUCUGGUUCUCGCUCAAGGAGCUGGGUUGUGCUGUGCAGCCGGUCACUGCGGCAAAGUGCUGACGGUCCAGAUGAUCCUGGGGCUGAGCAUUUUCUCGCUCAUCCUCUCCCUUCCCCUCUACACCUGGAUGUUGUGGCAUCUACUGCAAGACACCUUCCAGUGCCAAACCUGUCUGGCCAAGACGCUGCCGACGUACGAGCUGCAGUCGGCAUGCGCGGCGAAACUCUCAAUCGGAAGCGAGAUCACUGGGUUGAGCAGCGCUGCAGGAGCUUUAAGUGUUGUUGCGAUCCUUAGCGCAGCCCGAUAUUGCGUCCUCGUCCCCUCUGCGCUUCAUGAGGCCAUGGCGUUCAAAGCACAAGGCAUUCUGUAUGCCCAUCAGGUCAAUCAAUACUUUGCAAGAAGAGUCUUCUAAUAGCUUCUUGCGACGCACCAAAAGGAUUUUGUCGAUGCUAGACUUGCGAGUCUUGCUGUUGGCCUUUUAGUCGCUGUGUUCCUAUAGGAUUAGUUUUCAUCUCACUUUAUAUCCCUUCUGGUCUUUCAUAUAAUUUUUCCGAUCCAACAUAGAUAGUACACUAGAGCUCGUGA